Lycium ferocissimum is the source of this 886-nucleotide messenger RNA. Its product is annotated as B3 domain-containing protein REM5-like. The record is from RefSeq and is a predicted model, not a curated record. The coding region runs from base 57 to 818 and encodes 253 amino acids. NCBI's taxonomy places the organism in Eukaryota, Viridiplantae, Streptophyta, Magnoliopsida, Solanales, Solanaceae. The transcript has 4 exons. Gene Ontology annotation, molecular function: DNA binding.
AUAGUUUAGCCAAUCCAAUCUUAAAGGUCUAAAUUUUGGAAGAAGGUUAAAACAAAAUGGAUCGAGGCUAUGUCGUUGCUGACCUCCCUAACUUCCUUCAAAUUUAUCACCCUGAACUGUGCUAUUCCAAGCUGAAAAUACCAUCCGGAUUUCUGAAGUUUUUCAAUGAAGGUAUUCCACUGUUCUUUCUGCUUGAAGUUGAAGGUCCAGCUCGGAGAUCUUGGAGGGUUGUUGUAGAAAAGAUCCAAGAGGAUUGCUUUUUCAAGGAUGGUUGGCCAAACUUUGUACAGGAUAAUAACUUGGAGUGUGGAGAUUAUCUGACAUUUUCUUAUGUUGGAAACUCAUUUUUUUAUGUAAAAAUAUAUGGAAAACAUGGCUAUAUGAAGGAGGACUUAAUUGAAAUUAGGGAGCUUGAAUUGCAUCCAUUAGAUGAAGAAAAUGCCCAAGCGAUACAAGCGGAAGCUCCGCUAGCUGAUCAAGCACUUGAUGGGCCAGUAAACUCUGUGAGCUUUGUCACUUUAUUCAAAGUUGUCCUGAAGGAACCCGACUUUCGGAAGAUGUUGAAUAUACCUUGUGCAUUUGGCCGCAGAUACAUGAAGAAGGGGCAAAAGUUUGAGAAAGAUGCUACUCUUCAGACCGAUACUGCUAGCUGGCCGGUUGUAAUCCGCGAAUAUGAUAGACUUAAAUUUCGAAAUGGGUGGGGUGAAUUUGUACGUGCCAAUGAGCUGCGUGUAGGAGAUGUCUGCUGUUUUCAGUUGAUUGAUGAGGAGAAAUUCAUAUUGAAAGUUUGCAUUAACCCAAGUCUCAAUGAAGUAUAGUCGAUACAAAUAGAGACAAUUCCCUUUGAUUAUUUAGCUUAAUAUCUGGUUCAAAUGUUUCUACUUGA